GCAGAAAUGAAGUGCCUGGCUUUGGUGGUCGUCAUGGCCAUUUUGGUCGCCCUCUUUGCGGGAUCCUCGGAGGGCAGCUAUUGUCCCUGUGACCUCAAAACAAAGGGGUCGGAGGUGUGCGGCUCCAAUGGCGUCACCUUCAAGAAUCGCUGUGAGUUCGAGUGCACGCAGCGAAAUUACAAGAAGCUUGGAAGGAUCCUAAACAUCCGAAGCGAUGGGCCAUGCAAUUUAUAGAAAUUUGUCGAUUUUGGAUACUAAUCAAGCAUAUUUUUCAUACGAGUAUCAGUGAGUCAGCAGUCUUCUCCAAUUUAAAUUGGAGUGCUGUGAGAUAAUAUUUUAAAUU
Molecule: messenger RNA, 343 nt
Organism: Drosophila gunungcola (fruit fly)
Lineage: Eukaryota; Metazoa; Arthropoda; Insecta; Diptera; Drosophilidae
Exons: 1
Coding region: 7-234 (75 amino acids)
Molecular function (GO): protein binding
Source: RefSeq, a predicted model, not a curated record